Marmota flaviventris (yellow-bellied marmot) is the source of this 2956-nucleotide messenger RNA. RefSeq names its product centrosomal protein 112 (gene Cep112). The record is from RefSeq and is a predicted model, not a curated record. NCBI's taxonomy places the organism in Eukaryota, Metazoa, Chordata, Mammalia, Rodentia, Sciuridae.
CACCCCCAGCCCUAGGAUACCUUCCCGAAGUGCUCAGAAGCACCUGGCACAGUCAGGGAAGGCGCCUGUCAAAACAUCCAAAUAUUGGACUAUGGAAAUGGAAAGUGAAGAAGAAAAAUGGGAGAAGCUGGAUGCAGAAUUUGAUCACUUUGUGGUAGAUAUGAAGCCCUUUGUUCUAAAAUUACUCCAUAGGUCAGAACGGCAGAGGUGUGCUCUUUGGAUUAGAAAGUUGUGUGAACCUUCAGGAACAGGUGCAGGAAUAAUUGGCAGGAAGAAUCGGAACCUGUAUGCAAAAUUGUUAUUGCAUAUGCUUAAGCGAGGAGUGCUUGAAGGCCCUUUUACACACCGCCCUGAACCAGGGACACUAAAAACAUUACCUUCAUACAUGUCCAUCUAUUUUGAUGAGCCAAAUGCAGCACAAGCAAAAAGUUCAAGCCCAGAGAGCUUACCCCACUGGGUAAUGGGUGAGCUGGGGACAAGUGAACACAAAUUAAGUGAAUCAUGGAAACUUUCUUCUGGCGAAGAUAGCACUUUGGUGCUGUCACCAACUGGUGCACACAGAGAGCAAUACACUGGGAAGCACCGAAUGAGCUCACGCUCUAUAAGUCCAUCUUACAAAGAAGAAGAACAAAAUGUUAUCCCAAAGAACUCUGAAGUUCAUUUGAAAAAAUCUCCUAUUUCUUUGGAUGACAGUGACCUUGAACCUCGCCUGAAUAGUUGGAAUCUUGGGAUAGAAAAUCCUCGGUACCUGAGACAGAAGCCUCUCCCAGUUUCUCUGAUGACUCCCAAGUUCAGCCUGAGAAAAUCCAGCAGUUUCCAUGAUGAUCAUUUUCUUUCUCGAAUGCAUGAGAAAGAGUUGGACAUGAAAACAAAAAUGAUGGAAGCAAAAUUUCAUGAAGAAAAACUUAAACUUCAACAGAAACAUGAUGCUGAUGUCCAGAAGAUUUUAGAAAGAAAGAAUAAAGAAACCGAAGAAUUGAAAGCUUUAUACAAAAAGAAACAAAAUGAAGCUGACGAGACUAUAAGAAAGCUUGAAAAGAAAGUUCAGACCCUUAUACGUGACUGUCAAGUUAUCAGAGAGACUAAAGAAAACCAGAUUAUAGAGCUAAAAAAGAUAUGUGAACAAAGUACAGAAUUUCUGAAUAAUGAUUGGGAAAAAAAGCUCCACAGUGCUGUAGCAGAAAUGGAAAAGGAAAAAUUUGAACUUCAAAAGCGACACACUGAAAAUAUUCAAGAUUUGCUUGAGGAUACAAAUGUACGUCUGAAUAAAAUGGAAGGUGAAUACAUGGCACAAACACAGGCUACAAACCACAUGGUUAAAGAACUGGAGGCCCGUGUCCAGCAACUGACUGGAGAAGCAGAGAACAGUAAUUUACAGAGACAGAAACUAAUUCAAGAUAAAUUGGAACUUGAAAGAUGUUACCAGAUAACAUGUAGUGAAUUACAAGAAGUAAAGGCAAGGCGCAACUUACUGCAUAAAGAAAAAGACCAUCUUAUGAAUGAUUAUGAGCAAAACAUGAAACUAUUACAAAGCAAACAUGAUGCAGAUAUAAGCCUUCUGAAACAAGAACAUGCUCUUUCAGCUUCAAAGGCAUCUGAUAUGAUUAAAGGAUUAGAACAGAACAUCUGUCAAUUAAAACAGCAGUUACAGGAAUCAGAACUUCAAAGACAGCAGCAACUAAAGGACCAAGAAAAUAAGUUUCAAGUGGAGAAAAGCCAAUUAAAACACACCUAUGAGAAUAAGGUUCAUGACUUGCAGAAUGAACUUGAUAAAGAAAAAGAAGAUGCUCAAAAGAAAAUUCAUAAAUUUGAGGAAGCUUUGAAGGAAAAAGAGGAGCAACUAACUCGUGUGACUGAGGCUCAAAGGUUGCAGGCCCAACAGGCAGACGCUGCUCUAGAAGAGUUUAAGCGGCAGGUGGAGCUGAACUCAGAGAAGGUCUAUGCUGAAAUGAAAGAGCAGAUGGAAAAAGUAGAAGCAGAUCUCACUAGAUCCAAGACUCUACGUGAGAAACAGUCUACGGAGUUUUUAUGGCAACUGGAGGAUGUCAAACAAAGAUACGAACAGCAGAUAGUAGAGCUGAAGCUGGAGCAUGAACAGGAGAAGACGCACCUAUUACAGCAGCAUAACGCGGAGAAGGGUAGCCUAGUCCGAGACCAUGAACGGGAAAUUGAAAACCUGGAGAAACAGCUUCGCGCUGCCAACAUGGAGCACGAAAAUCAAAUUCAAGAGUUCAAGAAACGAGAUGCGCAGGUUGUUUCGGACAUGGAGGCCCAAGUUCACAAGCUGAGAGAAGAGCUGAUCAGUGUAAACUCACAGCGUAAACAGCAGCUGGUAGAACUUGGUCUUCUUCGUGAGGAGGAAAAGCAAAGGGCUGCGAGGGACCAUGAGACUGUUGUCAGUAAGCUGAAGGCUGAAUCAGAAAAGAUGAAGAUAGAGCUGAAGAAGACUCACGCUGCUGAGACAGAGAUGACACUGGAGAAGGCCAACAGCAGGCUGAAGCAGAUUGAGAAGGAAUAUACUCAGAAGCUUGCCAAAUCUUCCCAGAUCAUAGCAGAACUUCAGACAACCAUUUCCUCUCUGAAAGAGGAGAGCAGCCGACAGCAGCUUGCUGCAGAAAGGCGGCUCCAGGAUGUUGUACAAAAGUUUGAAGAUGAGAAGCAGCAGCUGAUUAGAGAUAAUGAUCGAGCAAUCAAGGUUUUACAAGAGGAACUAGAAAACCGCUCUAAUCAGGUGCGAUGUGCAGAGAAAAAGUUACAGCACAGAGAACUCGAGUCACAAGAACAGAUAACUUACAUACGGCAAGAAUAUGAAACAAAAUUCAAAGGGUUGAUGCCAGCAUCUCUAAGACAAGAACUUGAAGACACCAUUUCCUCCCUAAAAUCACAGGUUAACUUUCUACAAAAGAGAGCAUCCAUCCUUCAAGAAGAGCUGACGGCAUACCAAGGCAGAAGGUGA